CCAGAGGGAGCCAUGGCUGCAGAGAACCCCGUGGAAAGUCUCCAGGAGGAAGCGACAUGUCCUGUCUGUCUGGAGUAUUUCACAGAACCUGUCACUGUGGAGUGUGGGCACAAUUUCUGCUGAGCCUGCAUCAGCCAGUGCUGGGAGGGAUCCGAUACAGACAUCUCCUGCCCUCAGUGCAGAGAAACUGUACAGCAGAGAAACCUCAGGCCCAACAGGCAGCUGGCAAACAUGGUAGAAAUCACCAAGCAACUGAGUUUACAGGCAGCAAAGGGAACAGGAGGGGACAGGGUGUGUGAGGAACACCAGGAGGCUCUGAAACUGUUCUGUGAAGAGGAUCAAACCUCCAUCUGUCUGAUCUGCAGAGAGUCCCAGGCUCAUCGCGCUCACACGGUGGUUCCCAUACAGGAAGCUGCCCAGGAGUACAAGGAAAAAAUCCAGGCCCAAUGGAAGACUCUGAUGGAGGAGAUAGAAAAGGUGCCGGGAUUUGCAGAGACUAUAGAGGGGAAACGCCAGGAGUAUCUGAAACAAACACAAACCGAGAGGCAGAAGAUUGUGUCCGAAUUUCAGGAACUGCGGCAGUUCCUGGCGGAACAAGAGCAACUCCUGCUGGCCCAGCUGGAGAAGCUGGACAAGGACAUUGUGAGGAUCCAUGAUGAAAAUAUCAAUAAACUCUCCAAGCAGAUUUCCCAUUUUUGUUUGCAGAUCAUUGUGACAAAGGAGAAGUGUCAGAAGCCAGCAAAUGAAUUCCUGCAGGACAUCAGAAGCACCUUGAGCAUGUGUGAGAAAUGGAAGUUCCAGGAGCCAGAGGUGAUUUCUCCUGAACUGGAAGAGCGAGUCAGUGGUUUCUCCCAGAAAACUAUUGCGCUGCUGGAGGCUCUGAGGAAGUUCAAAGACACUCUGCCCUCUGAACUGGAGAGAAAAAGAGGGCAACCAGUAGGAGCACACAGACAAGUGAAUGUGACUCUGGAUGCAGACACGGCUCAUCCCCAACUCGUCCUGUCUGAGGAUCGGAAAAGUGUGAGAUGGGGAGACACACAGCAGCGACUGCCUGACAACCCUGAGAGAUUUGACUAUGAUCCCUGUGUGCUAGGCUGUGAGGGAUUCACCUUGGGGAGACAUUGCUGGGAGGUGGAGGUGGGAGAUGGGGGCUGCUGGGCUUUGGGGGUGGCCAGAGAGUCUGUGGGGAGGAAGGGACAGAUCAGCUGUAGCCCUGAGAGGGGGAUCUGGGCUGUGGAGUGGCUGGGUCAGUUCCAGGCUCUCACCUCCCCUGUGACUCCCCUGUGCCUGAACCAGGCCCCCAGCAGGAUCCGGGUUUGUCUGGACUGUGACCAGGGGCAGGUGACAUUUAUCGAUGCUGGUGACGAGGCCCCGAUCUUCACUUUCCCACUGGGCUCCGUCCCUGGGGAGAGAAUCCGACCUUGGCUCUGGGUGGGGGGAUCCCGGCUCAGACUGUGUCCCUGAGACAUGCAGGGAAGGGGCGAGGGUAUAUCUCACUGGGAUCCAGGCCUCUGCAUUUGUCCUUGUGGAACCUCAUCAGAUUUCUUUUGGCCCGAUCCUCUAAUUUGUCAGCCUCUCUAGCCUCACACACCCUUGUCUCUGUGACCUCUCCCUGUACUCUUUCUAUCCUGCCAUCUCCAUGACCCUGGCGGUUGCUUCCAGUCUCAGCUCUGCACCAUCUGGACUGUCAAACUAUAGGGAGCAUUGAAUGAGCAAGGUAGAGAAGCCAAUCUCAUCACUGCCCCAGGGAUUGUGCAGCCUGUUUGCCACUGUCCUCUAUGAUAGAGGAGGACUCGGUCAGACAGUGUCACUGAGUCAUGGGGGUGGGGGGAACAGCCCCCUGGGGAUGAAAAAAUGGGCUUUUCUAGCCGCAGUCAUCCUAGUACCUAUGACCUGGAAGACUCCUGUCUUCCCAAUCAUCUGGCUUCUUAGCUCUAUGACCCCUGGAACCCCCACCUCCUCCCUCCCUGCAGCACCAGGUUGAAGAAAUCCUGGGGGUGCAGAAGGAGAAAAGGGGCCCUGCGGGGAAGAUGUGGCGGUUGGGGGGCAGAAUUAAUGUGGGGCUGGGGACAGGCAGAUGUGGGGUGGCAGGGACAAAGAAUUAGUUAAUUGGGAUUUGGUGUUUUGAUAAGAAGCUGGAAGCUCCGCACCAGCCAAGAGCCUGUAGAAAUGAGUGACUAGCGUAGACACUUCCUACAUCGAUAGAAGGGUUUUUUCAUCAAUACAGUAAAUCCAUCUUUAGGGGAAGCAGUAACUAGGGCAACGAAGAAUUCUUCCGUUGACCUAUCUGUGUCUACGUCAGGGGUUAGAUCGAUCUUCCUACAUCACACGGGGUGUGAAAGUUUUCACAACUCUGAGCACUGUGGCUAGGCUGACCGAAGUUUUAGGUGUAGACCAGGUCUCAGUAAGAAUAAUGGUAUAUCUACACUACAGUCGCUACUACAGCAGAGCUACAGUGCUACAGCUGGGUCACUGAAGUGCCAUAGUGUAGGUGCAUCCUGCACUGACGGAAGAGGUUUUUCCAUCGCUCUAGUUAAUCCCCCUUUCUGAGAGGCCGUAGCCAGGUCACCGGCAGAAUUCCAUUGUCUGCACCGGGGUUAGGUCGAUCUAGCUGUGGCACUCAGAGCACACGUUUCACAGCCCUGAAUAAUGUCACUAGGUUGAUCUAAGUAGAGUAGGCCUAAGAGGGGUUUCCCUGGAGCUAGCUGGAAACACAGGGGAUGAGGGAUUGGCUGGCAGCUUGGUGUAUGUGAGGCAGAAAGCCAAGAGAACCAGUCAUGAGUGUGAUCCCGGCAGGAGACUAUGGCCUGGUCUACAGUGGGGGGUGGGGGUCGAUCUAAGUUACACAACUUCAGCUACAUGAAUAAUGUAACUGAA
Molecule: messenger RNA, 2877 nt
Organism: Gopherus evgoodei (Goodes thornscrub tortoise)
Lineage: Eukaryota; Metazoa; Chordata; Testudines; Testudinidae
Product: zinc finger protein RFP-like
Exons: 7
Coding region: 232-1464 (410 amino acids)
Molecular function (GO): zinc ion binding; protein binding
Source: RefSeq, a predicted model, not a curated record